Calliphora vicina (urban bluebottle blowfly) is the source of this 1547-nucleotide messenger RNA. Its product is annotated as EF-hand domain-containing family member B-like. The transcript has 3 exons. The coding region runs from base 42 to 1517 and encodes 491 amino acids. The record is from RefSeq and is a predicted model, not a curated record. NCBI's taxonomy places the organism in Eukaryota, Metazoa, Arthropoda, Insecta, Diptera, Calliphoridae.
AUUAAUUUCCUAAAUUCUACCAACUAUUUAAUAAUUUCAUAAUGUCAAAUGAAGGCAAAUACAUAGAUCGCAAUCCCGACAUCCAAACAGCAGGGAAAUUAUUAUUAUCUCAAGAAACAGUGGGUGAUACCUUAAAGAUAUGUUCCACCGAGGAGGCAGCCUUUAAUAUAAUGAAUUUGAAGUGUCAAAAACAGCGCCAACAAUCUCAAGCAAAUACUAGCUUAGGAUAUUCCCAAUUUUUACCCACCGAAAGUUUAAAGGAGCUUUUAAGUCCCGAAUCUAAAAAAAGUCGUUUUGUUGCCUUUAGGGAGAAAUUUUCCGAGGAUAUGUUCUUCAAAAAGCCCGAAUUAGGACAAGCUUUCCCUUUGCAAUCAAAACCUCAAGAAUUUACUAAUGAAAAUUUUACUUAUGGCUUGAAAAACGAUAAAUCUGAAAGAGCAUACGACUUAAUUUGCCCAGAUAAAACGCCAGAAGAAGUAAAAAGAGAUUUUUUAAAAUGGCACGACAAGUACUUAAUAUCGCAUAAACAUUAUUUGCCUUCAGAGAGAAUUAAUAGAAAUUACAAUCCACAUUUCAAUCCUCAUGCUGUAUUUGGAUUAUCAAAUAAUGUUGAUAAAACGGGUAUAAUGGUUAAGAAAUGUUUACAACAAUGUGAUCGUAUGGUGGCCAUUAACAAGGCUCAGAAACUGUUUCAAGAUCGUACUGCAGGUCAGCUGGGAGAAAGAAUAGACCGUUACAAUUUAAAUCUGGAUCCCCAUCUAACGUUUGGAAUACAAACAAAAAAUCGCUCCAAAUGUGAUGUUCGUACCCUAAUUGAAAAUGUCGAGCCAUGUGCGAAAAAUACCAAAAUUAUUGAAGCCAUUUCAUACAUCAAUAAGUUGCGACGUUUGCUCUUUAAUCGUACCGAUUUCCACAUGAACGAUUUGAAACUGCUUCUUAAUAAAUACGACGAAAAGGAAACCGGCUUCAUAGCAUUUCAAUCUAUUAUGAAAACAUUACGAACUCUACGAAUUCACGCCAAUGAAGAAAAAAUUCGUUUGGCCAUUACACAUUUUGAGAUGAUGAAAGACGACAAUGAAGCUUCAGAGCUGGUUGAUUUAAAGGAAUUUUGGAAAAUGUUACAUAUUCAAUAUCCCCUGCCGCGAAAGUCUGUUUUAUCCAAAGAGCUUAAACGGGAUGAAGACAAACAAACCACUUAUCGUUUAUUGUGCAGUGAUCGGCAAACAACCGUACCUUUAGAGCCUGUAUCACAUAAACAAAAUAAUGAUGAUGAUCGUACUAGAGCCAGUGAUCUUAUAACUCCAGAUAUUCCCAUGCACUAUGGUUUGGUGCCGAGUGAUUUUGAAGUUUUACGCCCAAAAGAAGAAUUGAAACGUAUAUUUAAACGUCUCUUGCCGCAAAACUUUGAACAGGUUUGGCAGUUUGCUUGGGCCAAAAAAUGUGGCGAGGCCACUUGCCAAAUGUCUGUUAAUGAGUUUAGAGCUAUAAUGCAAGAGUAUAAUCAAAAUUUAAAAUAAAUGUAAACGAUUUUAUGUUUUUAUUAUCAA